UGAACGUAAAAUAGGAUAGAUGUAUAUUCGUUUACACCUGCCACCGGGAUGCUCCUGCUUCGGAUAUUCCUGAUGUUACAAACCUUUCCCGAUUAGAGAUUAGAGGACUGCUUAAUCUGUGAUCUGUUCUUAUCAGUUUAAUUCGCGUUGAUAAAGUUAUUAAAUCAGAUAUUGUUGGCGCGAGUGCUUCGGAGUUGUGUGCUUUUUUAGAACUUUUUAGAUUUUUUUAAUUUAAAAAAAAUGGACUGGGCGGUGUUGAUUAGAAAGGUGUUUUUUGGGAUUGUGUUGUUAAGUGUUUGGAGCUUUAACAAAUAUACAGCUCUUCCAAAUGAACCAUAUCAAGAGUAUAUUCCUGCUGGUAAUGACAAUGUUUCCAAGUCCUGCCUAGUAAGAGGCAUUACGUUAUCACAAUACCAAUGGAACCAUUAUACAGGAUUUUUUUGUUACAAUUAUACGAAUAGUGCUAGAUUCACAACUAAAAAUGACUAUAACACAUCGUUUCCCUUUUACUGGCCGAAAUAUAAAGCCAACAUAACCUUACCAAUUUCUAAAAUCAAUAGCUCUCACAUUGCUCUCUUCGAUUACCGAGAUACAGACUCUUUGGCUCUUUUGCGAGAGUCCUUCAAGUCCGACGAAGUUUUUGUUAAUUACGUCAAGUGUUGCCAAGAAGCCGAAAAUUGCUGUCAAAAUGUCAUGACCAAUGAAAACAUACGAGCAGAUGACGAAUCUUGUCCAGUUAUUUGGGAUGCAUGGUCCUGUUUUCCAAGGACACCAGUGGAUACAACUACGUAUUUACCAUGUAGUAGCCAAGCUUACCAAUCUCCUGAGAAGGUUUGUACGUUGCAAAGCAGCAAGCAAUGCUACAGAGACCCUAUCACCAAUCAAUCCGAAUGGAACCAACAAACCGACUACUCCACCUGUGCCAUAGCUCCAGUUUUAUUAAGAAGGCACAACUUCCAUGUCAUAUUCCUCAUCGUCUGCAUUUCCUGUUCCUUCCCAGCUAUCAUCAUCUUUGUAGCAAUACCCAACUUCAGAGUAACAACGAGGGUUAUCUUGCACAGGAAUCUGCUGAUUGCCAUCGUGACAAGGAACAUUAUGAACAUUCUUUACAAGAAGUUGGUUAUAAUAGAUGCUUUACUUUCGUCCACGUAUUCCAAAGGAGUGAUGGAGUCCAAUUCGGUGGCUUGUAGAGUGCUAUCUUUUCUGGUCAGUUCGUCUACGAAUUCUACGUACGCCUGCAUGUUGGUAGAUGGGUACUAUUUGCACAAGGUUAUCGUUAGAGCGUUUGCUAAGGAGCCUCCGAUAGCUGUGCUGUACUUGGUGGUAGCAGUGCUGACUUUUUUACCAUCCAUCAUUUGGGCUUCCAUACUGAUCUCCCUCCAGGCGACCGAUUGUUGGGCAGUUGACAAAAAUGGCGCUCAAUGGUCCGUGGACAGCUUUCGUAUCGCCAUAUUGAGCAUAAACACGGUACUUUUGCUGGAUAUUAUCAGGGUAAUGAUAUCGAAAAUGAAACAAGGCAGUACAACAAGACAAACAAAAGCCGCCUUCAGAGCCACGCUAUUUCUUAUACCUCUCUUUGGACUUCAUAUCUUCAUCACAGCGAAAAAGAUCGUAAUAAACGACACGUGUGUGGCCGAAGACGUAUAUGAUUACUUCCGUUAUACGAUGGAGGCAAUGCAAGGGAUAUUCGUAGCCGUUUUAUUCUGUUAUGCAAACAGAGAGGUUCAAAACGAACUAAGGAACAUAUUCAGAAAGAUUACAAUCCAGAUUAAUCAAAGGUUUGGGUUAAAUAUAAGGAGGAAAACCGUAUCGAGAAGGAGAACCACUACAGCCACAUAUGUUCAGCCAGGAGCGUCUGGGGAGUUUUAGUUUUAAAUUGUAUAUUUAUUAUAAUUUUUUACAUGUUUUUGUAUAUGUCAUUGAGUUAAUUUUUAUUAGAAACGUCAUAUUUCGUAUAUGUUAGUUUUUUUUUAAAUAAAUGGUAAAACGGA
Molecule: messenger RNA, 1991 nt
Organism: Sitophilus oryzae (rice weevil)
Lineage: Eukaryota; Metazoa; Arthropoda; Insecta; Coleoptera; Curculionidae
Product: calcitonin gene-related peptide type 1 receptor-like
Exons: 9
Coding region: 241-1869 (542 amino acids)
Biological process (GO): cell surface receptor signaling pathway; adenylate cyclase-modulating G protein-coupled receptor signaling pathway
Cellular component (GO): plasma membrane
Molecular function (GO): peptide hormone binding; G protein-coupled peptide receptor activity
Source: RefSeq, a predicted model, not a curated record